This is a messenger RNA of Corythoichthys intestinalis (scribbled pipefish), 2560 nucleotides long. RefSeq names its product solute carrier family 18 member 3b (gene slc18a3b). The record is from RefSeq and is a predicted model, not a curated record. Bases 365 to 1945 code for a protein of 526 amino acids. The transcript has a single exon. Gene Ontology annotation, cellular component: AP-1 adaptor complex; AP-2 adaptor complex; terminal bouton. Lineage: Eukaryota; Metazoa; Chordata; Actinopteri; Syngnathiformes; Syngnathidae. Gene Ontology annotation, biological process: chemical synaptic transmission; transmembrane transport; xenobiotic transport. Gene Ontology annotation, molecular function: xenobiotic transmembrane transporter activity; acetylcholine transmembrane transporter activity.
UCGGCGCAGGUUGCUGAUGCUGAUGUCACAUCUCUGUGCUAAGAGGAGGGUUGGGAGGGGGACAAAAAAGGCACCAAAAAUAGCGGGUUAAUGUGCGCCAAUGCCAGCGGAGGCAACACUGAUUCUGUCAGAGCCGAGCGCAAAAGUGCCACAGGUGAGGAUGGAAUGAUCUGCGCGUCCUCUGCGGCGCCAGCAAGCUGUAGCCAAGUUCGCCCGGCGAAAGGCAAAAGGAGCACCGACAAGCAUGGAGGGGUGCGCGUAAAUUUCUUGUCCUUUUACGCACAGGCGAGGAGGUCAGGGCAGAGCGCCGAUGAGAGCACCCUGCACAAUUUGACUCGAAUAGGAAAAGAAGAAGCACAUUAUCAUGAACGCUGACGUGGGAUCAUCCGGGCUGGCCAGGUCGGCCGCGGUCAAGCUGUCCGAGAUGGGCGCGCGCACCAAACAGCUGGGCACCGCCAUGCAGGACCCGCACCAGCAGCGGCGCAUCAUUCUGGUCAUCGUGUGCGUGGCGCUGCUGCUGGACAACAUGCUGUACAUGGUCAUCGUGCCCAUUAUCCCGGACUACCUGGCAGACCUGGAGAACGAGCAAUCGGAGCACGUCCAUGUCGUCUUGCACCCAAACAGCAGCGCGUCCGGCAACGGCACGAGCGCGAGUCAAACCAAAGGCAACAACCUGGACGUCCAAAUCGGAGUUCUGUUCGCGUCCAAAGCCAUCCUGCAGCUGCUGGUCAACCCCCUGAGCGGCACUUUCAUCGAUCGGGUCGGGUAUGACAUCCCGCUUCUGAUCGGCCUGACUGUCAUGUUUCUCUCCACGUGUAUUUUCGCCUUCGGAGAGAACUACGCUACGUUGUUCGCCGCCCGAAGUUUGCAAGGUCUGGGCUCGGCGUUCGCGGACACGUCUGGCCUCGCCAUGAUCGCCGACAAGUACACGGAGGAGGCCGAGCGCAGCCGGGCGCUGGGCAUCGCGCUGGCCUUCAUCUCAUUCGGGAGCCUGGUGGCACCUCCGUUCGGCGGGGUGCUUUACGAGUUCGCCGGCAAGCGGGUGCCCUUCCUGGUGCUCGCUUUCGUGUGCCUGGCGGACGGCUUCCUCUUCCUCACAGUCAUCCGACCAUUCUCUAACAGAACUCGAGAGAACAUGCCGGUGGGCACCCCCAUCUACCGGCUCAUGAUCGACCCCUAUAUCGCGGUGGUGGCCGGCGCGCUCACUGUGUGCAACAUCCCGCUGGCCUUCCUGGAGCCCACCAUCGCCAACUGGAUGGAGACCACCAUGCACUCCACGCAGUGGCAGAUGGGCUUGACGUGGCUGCCCGCCUUCUUCCCGCACGUCUUCGGCGUGUACAUCACCGUCAAACUGGCGGCGCGUCACCCCAACCUGCAGUGGUUCUACGGCGCGCUAGGCAUGGUCAUCAUCGGCGCCAGUUCGUGCACGGUGCCGGCGUGCAAGACCUUCGGGGAACUCAUCGCCCCGUUGUGCGGCAUCUGCUUCGGCAUCGCGCUAGUGGACACGGCGCUGCUACCCACGCUCGCCUUCCUAGUGGACGUGCGCCACGUCUCGGUCUACGGCAGCGUGUACGCCAUCGCGGACAUUUCCUACUCGGUAGCGUACGCCAUGGGGCCGGUGGUGGCCGGCCAGAUCGUGCACUACCUGGGCUUCGUGCAGCUCAACCUAGGCAUGGGGUUGGUCAAUGUUCUCUACGCGCCAGCGCUGCUCCUGCUGCGCAACGUGUGCCAAAUGAGGCCGUCCUACUCGGAGAGGGACACCCUGCUGGAGGAGGCUCCGCAGGGGCUGUACGACACCAUCCGCAUGGAGGAGAGGCGGGCCAAGAAGAAGAAGAAGGGCUACAGCUCGGCGGGCAACUGCCUGCCGGUGGACGAGAACGGCUUCGACGCUUUCAAAGCGCAGCGAUCGCAGUCCGAGGAGUCAUCCGGCACGGAGUUCACUUGAGGCGGGCAACUUCUCCAAUACCCCCGCCCAUCUCCGUCCCCCUAACCCCAGCACCCCAUGUGGAUAUCACGUUGUCUAAAUCCAAAUCAUGUGCAAUAUAAAACACCCAAUCACCAAAAUCACGAAUGUGUGAGUGUGUGACUGUUUUUUUUCUUUUAUUUGUUUGUUAUUUUAUUGUGUGUGUGAUUAAUGUAAAAGAAAAAAAGUAGAAAUAUGUGGGACCAAAUAUAAACAGCACACAUCUACUAGCACAAAAAACGCCUAUAUAUUUUUUAGUCUUUUUGUUUUUUUACUUGGAAGGAUCUGAUUUUAGUAAAUUAUUGGUGAUAUUUCAUUUUAUAUAACAAAAAGAGGGCCUGCCACAAUCUCAUCUUUUUCUUGUUAUCGGGAAUAAAAUGUGUCGGCACAAGUGGAUUUGUACAUAUGUGGAUAAGAUGCACAAUGUAAAAAGGAACAAAGAAAAAAAAGCUCAAAUGCGAGUGUGAACGUACGCGUGUGUGUUUGUGUGUGUGUAUGGGGCAAUUUGUCACGACAAGUCAGAACUCCUUAUGGAAAAUAAAUCUGUGUGUUCAUUUAUUGACUGUGGGUUUAAUAAAUCUCCGUUUGGAUCUGUGA